Chlamydomonas reinhardtii is the source of this 2217-nucleotide messenger RNA. RefSeq lists its product as uncharacterized. The coding region runs from base 344 to 1789 and encodes 481 amino acids. Lineage: Eukaryota; Viridiplantae; Chlorophyta; Chlorophyceae; Chlamydomonadales; Chlamydomonadaceae. The transcript is spliced from 12 exons. The record is from RefSeq and is a predicted model, not a curated record.
GUGAGUUCGGUAGUGACCAUUUCCCGCCAACUGAAAGCUUUCACAGCCAUGCAACCUGGCAGGCUGCAGCGUUCCGCGUGUUACAGUAAUAGUAUCACCCAUUUGCUAGUGCUUCAUUGCUGCAGUAUCACAUACCUUCACCUGGCUCUGACUGCAACAGUCUUGUUUACUGUUCGCGCUGGCAUCCAACGAAGCAAGUUUGACAGUGUAAAAUUCAUUGCAGCUGCAGAAGUCAUAUAACCCAACUCGGCCGCAGAAGCGGAAUAAGUUGCAAGCAACCCGAGCAAACACAAUGCCGGAGUCUGGUUCCUAAAGGCUAGUCGGUUCUGCCCGUCUAUAAAGAAUGCGUGCACCAAAGCUUACAGCGGGCGCGGCAGCGGAGGCUCGCGCGUUAGCACAAAUCAGCAAGACUGACCGCCAGUUCCUGUCCGCCUUCCUUUUCAUCAUCGCCUGCACCGCGCUGUUCCUGUGGAUACACCACAACAGCAUGGAGACGAUCUUCGUGUCCGUGGCCUCCUACCGCGACGGCGAGUGUGUGGACACGCUGGUGGACCUGUUCCGCAAGGCCGCCCGCCCCGAGCUGGUGUACGUGGGCGUGGUCACCUUCACGGCCGCUGGCGACACCAGCUCCGGCGAGCGCUGCGAGGCGCCGCAGCUGGAGCCGUACGAGCAGAACAUACGGCGCAUCAACAUGAACCACACGCUCAGCCGGGGGCUGUCCAUGGCGCGCCACCACGCCGCCAAGCUGCACCGGGACCAGAAGUACCUGCUGCAGAUCGACGCGCACAUGACGUUCGCUGCGGGCUGGGAUGCGGAGCUGCUGCGUAUGAUCAAGUCCGUGCCGUCCAAGAAGCCCCUCAUCACUACGUACCCCGCCUCGGACGAGGACACCAGCAGCACGGACGUGCCGGUCACCUGCCGCGCCACGUGGCUGACGGGCGAGGGCGAGGAGGGCGUGCUGAGGCUGGCGGCGGCGCUGGAGCCGGCGCCGCAGCCGGGGGAGUUCCUGCCGGUGCCCUUCGCCGCGGGCGCCUUCCUGUUCGGGCCGGCGGCGGUGCUGCACGAGGUGCCGCACGACCCCGGCCUAUCCUACCUGUUCCACGGGGAGGAGGAGCUGUACAGCGCCCGGCUGUGGACGUCCGGGUGGGACCUGUACACGCCGGACAUGAAUGUGCUGUACCACAACUACGCACGCGGCGGCUCCCACUCCGCGUCUAGCAGGUACGGCAACAAGUACUGGCGGGACCUGAUGGCGCGGCCCGAGUACAGCGACAGCAGGCGGGACAGCCUGCGCAAGGUGGCCCAGCUCAUGUCGGGCAGCUACACGGGCCCCGACACACAGUACGGCAUGGGCAGUGCCCGGCCGCUGGCGGACUGGUGGGCGUACGCGGGGCUGGAUCCCACGGACACGCACACGGGCGCCGACGGAUCCAAGUUCUGCGAGUCGUUGCGGUACGGCACCGCCGGCGUAAAGCUGCUGUCCGGCGAGGACGAGCCGCAGCAGCAGCAGCCGGAGGAGGCGGAGGAGGCGGCAGAGGGCGCGUCAGGGGGGUCGGAGGGAUCGGAUUUGAGCGGGGCGGCAAGGGCGAGCCACACACAGCGUACACAUGACAAGCACGGCACUAAGCGGAGAGCUACAGGUCGCCAUGACAGGAGCAGAGGCGGCAGUGGCUCGGGCGGCAGCUCAGGCAGCGAGCGGACGCUGGCCAAGGGGCGCCAGGCGGUUGCGGGGGCACAGGCCGUGUACGACCGGCAGCGGGCGGCGGCGGGCGGUGACAGGGGCCCGUAGGUGGAGGCAUGCAUGUGCGAGGGCGUCUGUGACCUCCCUGUGGUGAUUGGGAGCUAGCUUCCAGUGAUCUUGCUGAGGCAAUUGGUAUUCGUUGCUGGCGUAACGUCAUGGCAUUAAUAGGGACUCGUAAGUGCAUUGUGAUUACGGUAGCAUGUGAAAGAGGGCACAGCCGUCGGAGCAUCGGGGCCUUCGACCUGAUGGGCCGUGGGUGAUCAGGGUAUGACAGGAUUCCUGGGUUCGUUUGUGCUGCGCCAAGGAACUUGAAGGUCAUGAGGAAUUGCGGAAGUGGUCAGAGCAGAGGGGACUCAGACUCGGGGAGAAAGGGCGGGAGGGGGGCUGGGCACGGAUGAACUCGAUGAAGUUACAUCGAUUGCUUCCGAGACAGAUCGCAUCACCGUAUGCCAAGUCUUGCAAUUUUCCCGUUUGCU